Molecule: messenger RNA, 367 nt
Organism: Mercenaria mercenaria
Lineage: Eukaryota; Metazoa; Mollusca; Bivalvia; Venerida; Veneridae
Product: exportin-2-like
Exons: 3
Coding region: 92-367 (91 amino acids)
Biological process (GO): protein import into nucleus; protein export from nucleus
Cellular component (GO): cytosol; nuclear envelope
Molecular function (GO): nuclear export signal receptor activity; small GTPase binding
Source: RefSeq, a predicted model, not a curated record
UUACGGCGUCACCGUUUGAUAGUGCGCCACCGGUGUGAAAUUUGAAAUUUCCAUGCGUCUACAUUCCUUUCGUAUGAUUUAGGAUAUUACAAUGGAGAUAACAGAUGAGAAUCUUCAGACAUUGUCUAACUUCUUACAACAAACCCUGUCACCGGACCCAGCUGUAAGAAAACCAGCUGAGAAGUUUCUGGAAUCUGUAGAAGGUAACCAGAAUUAUCCAUUGCUGUUGCUGAACUUGCUAGAUAAGGCCAAUGUUGAACAGCCAAUACGUGUGUCAGCAGCUAUAACAUUCAAGAAUUAUGUCAAACGUAACUGGAGAGUGGUAGGUAGACUUAAUCCUUUUUACUCCUCUGAAUGUCAAGGUUGA